AUGGGUGUCAAGUCUUUCAUUGUCGCGGCCUUUGCUGCGGUUGCCAUCGCUGGACCGAUUCCCGAGCCUCUCGACAUGAUGAAGCGGGCUGGGCCUGCUGCCGGACAAGUCAUCACCAAGUGUGCCAACCCUGGUCAAAUCGCUCUUGCCUACGAUGAUGGCCCAUCGCAAUACACCCAGAAGCUCGUUGACACCUUGACCGCUGGAGGAGCUAAGGGUACUUUCUUCGUUACUGGAUCGCUCUACGGUUGCAUCUACAACCAAAAGACCGCCCUCCAAAACGCGCACAAAGCCGGCCACCAGAUCGCGUCCCACACCUGGUCCCACCCCUCGAACUUCGGUUCGCUCUCCACCAACGACCUCACGUCGCAAAUGACGCGCCUCGAGCAAGCCCUCGUCAACAUCAUCGGCGUAAAGCCCACCUACAUGCGCCCGCCUUACCUCGCCACCGGCGGCAACGUGCUCCCCACGAUGAAGACCCUCGGCUACCGCGUCAUCACCGACGACGUCGACUCCGGCGACUGGAACGGCAAGACCCCUCAGCAGAGCCAGCAGGUGUUCCAACAGGCUGGUACCAGUGGCAACGGCCACAUUCCUCUCAUGCACGAGACUUAUGCCAGCACGGUUAACACGCUCACUCCGUGGUUGAUUAACUGGGCGAAGAACAAUGGGCUUAAGAUGGUUACGGUUGCUGAGUGCCUCGGUGAUGCGCAGGGUGCUUACAAGAGCGGUACGCCUAACGGUCAGGGUACCUGCUAG
Alternaria incomplexa is the source of this 759-nucleotide messenger RNA. RefSeq lists its product as uncharacterized. The transcript is spliced from 2 exons. Gene Ontology annotation, molecular function: hydrolase activity, acting on carbon-nitrogen (but not peptide) bonds. Gene Ontology annotation, biological process: carbohydrate metabolic process. Bases 1 to 759 code for a protein of 252 amino acids. NCBI's taxonomy places the organism in Eukaryota, Fungi, Ascomycota, Dothideomycetes, Pleosporales, Pleosporaceae. The record is from RefSeq and is a predicted model, not a curated record.